CAGACAGACAGACAGAGAGAGAUGGAAAAAGAGAGGGUGACAAUGACAGGGAUAGGGAUAGGAGAGAAAAGAAAGAAGGGAGAGUAAAGAGAGUACGGGGAAACAACCCCGGUAGCCGAGACACCAAAGGGUGUAGCGUGAUUCUGAUUUCUUGAUAUCCAUUUCGUUGGUACAUUUUCUCAAGCAAACGUUUUGAAGAACCUAACAAUGGAUGCGACGAAGAUCGGGAAGGACAAAGGAAAGAAUGGCAAGGAUGUUGAGACGAAUGACGAGAGGAUACUCUAAAUGGACAUCAGCUCAGAUGAAGAGUCAAGACCAAUAGUGCAUAAAUGGUUUCAAGAUCAACCACAAAACUUCUUUCGAGGAAGCCAGGCAUUAAUGCUACGUUGGAACAAUUGUAUUAAAUACGAAUAAGGUAGCAGGAGGACCACCGGUAACUACUGCACCACCGCCCCCAACGUUGAUUAAUAAAAUUAAAUAUCAACCUGGAGGUCCUAUAAUAAAGAAAGAUAAACGACAAAGUAGCUCAAGAUUUAACAUAUCGAAAAAUCGCGAACUUCAAAAGUUGCCGCUCCUAUCUGAAACGCAACAAGGAAACGAAAGGGAAGAACUUUUCAUCCAGAAAUUACGUCAAUGUUGCGUGCUGUUCGAUUUCGAGUCCGAUCCCCUUUCGGAUUUAAAAUGGAAAGAGGUAAAGCGUACCGCUCUAAACGAAAUGGUCGAAUAUGUCACCAAGAACAAAAAUGUGAUCACGGAAGCGAUAUAUCCUGAGGCAGUGAAUAUGUUCGCAGUGAAUCUUUUUCGCACUCUUCCUCCAUCAUCAAAUCCAAACGGAGCUGAAUUUGAUCCGGAAGAAGAUGAGCCAACAUUAGAAGCGGCCUGGCCUCAUUUACAGCUAGUUUAUGAAUUUUUCUUACGAUUGCUUGAAUCUCAGGAUUUUCAACCUUCUAUCGCUAGACGUUACAUAGAUCAAAAGUUUGUAUUGCAACUUUUAGAGUUAUUCGAUUCGGAAGAUCCACGAGAAAGAGAUUUUUUAAAAACAACGCUUCAUAGAAUUUAUGGAAAAUUUUUGGGGCUCAGAGCGUAUAUUAGAAAGCAAAUAAAUAAUGUUUUUUAUCGAUUUAUAUACGAAACCGAGCAUCAUAAUGGUAUUGCUGAACUUCUUGAGAUUUUGGGAAGUAUAAUCAAUGGAUUUGCAUUACCAUUAAAAGAGGAACAUAAAGUAUUUUUAUUGAAGGUGCUUUUACCUUUACAUAAAGCUAAAUCGCUCUCUGUAUAUCAUCCCCAAUUGGCGUAUUGCGUGGUUCAAUUUUUGGAGAAAGAUCCGUCGUUAACUGAACCUGUUAUUAGAAGUCUGUUGAAAUUUUGGCCAAAAACACAUUCUCCGAAGGAAGUAAUGUUUUUAAAUGAACUCGAAGAAAUUCUUGACGUGAUCGAACCUGCGGAAUUCCAAAAAGUUAUGGAUCCGUUGUUUAGACAAUUAGCGAAAUGUGUAUCAUCUCCGCACUUUCAGGUCGCUGAAAGAGCUUUGUAUUACUGGAACAACGAAUACAUAAUGUCACUUAUAUCGGAUAAUUAUUCAGUCAUUCUACCAAUUAUGUAUCCAGCAUUCUAUAGAAAUUCCCGAAAUCAUUGGAACAAAACUAUUCAUGGUUUAAUCUAUAAUGCAUUAAAGCUUUUUAUGGAGAUGAAUCAGAAAGUAUUCGACGAGUGUACUCAACAGUAUUAUCAGGAUCGACAAAGAGAAAGAAAACUUAUGAAAGACAGAGAUGAAGCGUGGAUGCGCGUUGAAGCUUUGGCAAUGCGACAUCCAAAUUACAAUGCGACUAUAAAAGGUAUUACGAAUACAACAAUUGGUACAAUAUCGCAACAACAAUUAGACAGUCCUCCGCCCGAUGAAGAUGGUGAUACAGAUCAGACACCACUUACAUUGGAAAAAAUAGAAGCGAAAGCAAACGAGGCAAAAAAAAUGACAAACUCUAAUAAAACAAAGCCACUUUUACGAAGGAAAAGCGAUUUACCCCAAGACACGUAUACAAUGCGGGCAUUAUCUGAUCAUAAACGUGCAGACGAAUAUCUCGUUACGCCACCGGAUCCUAAUAAUUGCUAGUCUCUACCGCAAUCUCUUCCCAUGUAUCCUCUCUUUUGCUGCAGUGAUUUUGGGAGUUAGCUUUUUCGAAGAGAGAACUAAAACAGCGAUGAGUCGAAUCUAAUCAAGCGAUCAUCACAUUCGACGAUAACCGCCUGAAACAGAGUUUGAUCAUAUAGAGAAGUCAACAAUGUCGUAAUCCAAUCUUCCCUACCCUUCGUCUUGUAUCAAUAUUAUCGAGAUAUAUAUUCUAAUAUUUUUCUUCGUAUCUCGAUAAAUGAAAAAAAAAAAAAAAAAAAAAGCUUUCUCUCACUGCACCCAGCACAUUCGGAAGAUGUAUCCAUGUCCGUAGUAAUCUAUAAAAA
Molecule: messenger RNA, 2454 nt
Organism: Apis dorsata (giant honeybee)
Lineage: Eukaryota; Metazoa; Arthropoda; Insecta; Hymenoptera; Apidae
Product: serine/threonine-protein phosphatase 2A 56 kDa regulatory subunit gamma isoform-like
Exons: 10
Coding region: 716-2110 (464 amino acids)
Biological process (GO): protein dephosphorylation; signal transduction
Cellular component (GO): nucleus; cytosol; protein phosphatase type 2A complex
Molecular function (GO): protein phosphatase activator activity
Source: RefSeq, a predicted model, not a curated record